AUGAGCCUCCAACCAACUUUUACCGGCCACGUCGACACUACUCAAGAUGCUCUCAUUCUUUUCCAAGCCACUCUUGAUGGCAAAUUGCCUGCAGUCUCACGAAGGCCUCACGACCGUGAACGCAGCGAAUUGGUCAAGUCGGGCUCCGUUUUUGUCUUUAAUGAAAAUAGCUCCGGUAUUAAACGAUGGACUGACGGUAUUGCUUGGUCUCCUUCUCGAAUUUUGGGUAACUUUUUGGUUUACAGACAACUUGAAAAACCAUUUACACCAGGUGAAAAAAAACAAACCAACAAGCGUCCAAGACGAAAGCGUGCUUCAUCCUCUUCUUCUACUGGAAGUACUCCCUAUAGCCGCUCAUCUCCUGGCCGUGAAGAAGAAAUCAAGUAUCCUAUGACUACUGGUGGAGCUCCAGGUUCUGUUACAGGCUCUUCUUUGCCUAUCAAUAUUGAACUUCCCAAUCAACAGGAUAUGUCUCCUUCUGGAAUCCCCAUUGAGCGAAAUCUUGUUGGCUCUCUGGUUGACUCUUAUGGGUUUAAAAAGGAUGGUCUUAUUAAAAAGACUAUUUCAAUCAUGAUUGAUAAUAUCCAACACCAUCUUGUUUCAUAUUAUAAACCUGAAGAUGUUUUGGCUGGCAUUUUUGAACAACCUUCUAAGUGUGCCUUUCUUAAAGAUAUUACCAUUUCUGAUGAACUAAUACACCGCCAAAAUUUUCGCAUUCCUUUGGAGCCUGGUCAGGGUCCUUCUGGACAAACCUUGAUUGAAAGUACAGCCGGUUUACAAUCCCGCAGUGCGGCAUUGCAACAACAUCAACAACAACAACAACAACAAACUUAUCUUCUCAAUGCACAGGCUACUGCUGUUGGGGCCCAGGCGGCUCCAGCCGCACCAGUCAGCACAUAUCAAGAUUUGUCACCAUAUGAUGUGGAAACAUUUUCUCAAUUUGACUCGACAGGAAUGGCUCGCACAACAGGUUUGGUAAAGACUGAGUCAUCACCCCAAGGUGCUUAUUACCGCAGUCCUCAUCAGAUUUCUCAAUCAUCAUCUUCAAGUACAGCCAUGUCAAUGUCUUCAACAUCAGGCUCUCAUUCAGGUGUGCACCAACAACAACCUCAGUCUCCUACACAGUCGCACUCUCAACAGCAACAGCAGCAACAACAGCAGCAACAGCAACAGCAGCAACAGCAACAACAGCAACAACAACAACAACAACAACAACAACAACAACAAUUGUCUACUAAUGGCUACAUUUCAAACUUUCGCCAAUUUAAUACUGGCUUUUCAUCUAUGACUCAACAACACCUUCCACCUCAGUACCUGUCUGCCUCUGCAUCCAAUGCUAAUCCUUCAAGUCAUGAUUAUUAUCAGUCGCCACUGCCACCUCCAAGUCAAUACUAUUCUCAACCUGUGCGCAGUUCAUCGGCAACUUCUUCCACUACAUCCCAUUCAUCUGGUCUGACAACAUCUUCUUCCACAGACUCUACGGCACUUUCAUAUGGUGGUCAAUCUCAGCCCGGUUACUCUUAUAGUCAGAUUUAUGCGGGCCAUGAUUAUCAUAUUGACCCACAAGCAGGUGUUUCUGAUCCCCGCCGUCUUCCUGAUGUGUCUGUCAGUGCCACACAUGCUCUGUCGGGAACAUCAUCUGCCAUUGCUGCUAGUUCAGGUCUACAGCGCAAUAAUAUCAGCGUCUUGGCGUCUGGCCAACCUUCUCCAGUUCAUCAGCAAUCUGUUCAUUCUCAGGUUCCUUACAAUUACAAUUAUACUAAUUAUCGAUGA
Magnusiomyces paraingens is the source of this 1773-nucleotide messenger RNA. RefSeq lists its product as uncharacterized. Bases 1 to 1773 code for a protein of 590 amino acids. The transcript has a single exon. Lineage: Eukaryota; Fungi; Ascomycota; Dipodascomycetes; Dipodascales; Dipodascaceae. The record is from RefSeq and is a predicted model, not a curated record. Gene Ontology annotation, molecular function: DNA binding.